Messenger RNA from Peniophora sp. CBMAI 1063, 630 nucleotides. The record is from the annotation of a GenBank genome assembly. NCBI's taxonomy places the organism in Eukaryota, Fungi, Basidiomycota, Agaricomycetes, Russulales, Peniophoraceae.
AUGUCCGUGAUCCCUACCUGCAGUGUUCUGAGAGGGACCGCCUUUCAAUAUGUGCGCUGGCAAUUGGCGUUAGCGAAGUUCCGUCCCGGUACUGGAACUUCUCGCGUAUUCAGCGCGAAAGCAAGUGGAAUCCCAGCUGCGCCUCCGCUACAGCACCUUGUACAUAGCGAUGAUAUGCGUCAAGCAUCUGAUUGGGUCUCCAAAUUUCAACGUUCCGGUAUAUUGAAAGAGCACGUUGAAAUCACCUUUUCGCGAAGUUCAGGACCAGGAGGCCAGAAUGUCAACAAAGUCAACACGAAGGCGACGUUGCGCGUGCCUCUAGACACGCCAUGGAUCCCUUUAUGGGCCCGUGAUGAACUGAAGAAAUCGCCUCACUAUGCACCCUCAUCACAAUCCAUAGUGAUGACUUCCACUGCGACACGCUCUCAAGCUCAAAAUGUCGACGACGUCCUGUCGAAGUUACACGAUCUUGUCAUGCGUACCGCCUCCGGACUCAUCGUCAACGAGCCCUCUGAAGAGCAGAAGAAGCGAGUGAAGAAUCUCGAACGCGUGGAUAAAGCGCGACGACGGCAAGAGAAGGAUCGACGCAGCGACACGAAGAAGGCCCGUUCGAAGAAGUGGGACGACUGA